Triplophysa dalaica is the source of this 6552-nucleotide messenger RNA. RefSeq names its product FHF complex subunit HOOK interacting protein 1B (gene fhip1b). The transcript is spliced from 13 exons. The coding region runs from base 553 to 3954 and encodes 1133 amino acids. Gene Ontology annotation, biological process: early endosome to late endosome transport; endosome organization; endosome to lysosome transport. NCBI's taxonomy places the organism in Eukaryota, Metazoa, Chordata, Actinopteri, Cypriniformes, Nemacheilidae. Gene Ontology annotation, cellular component: FHF complex. The record is from RefSeq and is a predicted model, not a curated record.
UCAGCGUCCCGUGCGCGUGGGUGUGUCUGUGGAAUCGGAGGAGAAAGAUGGCUGCGGGACGAAGGGUGAGGUUGACAAAUCUGAGAGUCACAGUUUAAGGACAGACACGUUUCGGUGGAGGACAAAACGGAAAACAACUCUCGCCCGCGCAAGUGUCUGUGUGGUCGGUAUGGACUAUCGUGCCGAUUGCAGAGCAGAUGACAGGGAGUGCAGACAAGCCUCACAUGCUCACACACUUAUCACCGGUGUGCAGUGACUGUUGCUGAGGACAUCAGCAGGAUUCCAUCCUUUCUAUGCUUUUAUAUCAUUCAUUUCUGCUAUCCGGAGAAAUUGACUCUUCAUUUCUUGCAUUUGGACUCCUUUUGUGACAUCCCCCUUUCCCCUCCCCUCUUUCCCUUCUUCUCGUCCCCCCUUCCCCUCUCUUCAUCUCCCUUCCCCUCUCUCUUUAGCUCCCUUAUCCCUGUUUCUGCGACCUUUUCUGAUCUCCUCCCUUUCUUGCCUUCUUUUCCCUGUUGACCUCCUAAUUCAAUUUUUAUCUGCCUGUGAGAUACGAUGAGUUGGCUAAGUCGUUUAAAUCCGAGGGGUCCAGGCACUAGGGCCAGCCGACAAACAGCCCCAUCCAGCCCAUGUACUGCCGACCCUGAAACUUGUCUUAUGGUGUUUGAGAACCACUGGAGACAGUUGUCCGGGGUGUUGAAAAAGAGGGAGUCGUCUGUCGGUGGUGGCGCUGAUGAUCUCACAGCAGUUUGCAAUCACACAGAUCAGAUGCUGUGUCUGCUAGCCGAAGAGAGACCACCAGAGGGAGACAUUGAUUCACCAGCAAUGGGUCCCAUUCUGAAGAUGGUGAUAGCAGAGAACAUACUGGAUGAGCUGGUACAGUGGCAUGUGUGCCGCGGUCUAGAUCCAAACAGUCAGUUAGAGCUACUGAAACUGUUUGAGAUGCUGAUGGGGCAGUCCCAUCAACCCCUGCUCCAACAUAUUGCAGUGCUGCAACCUCUGCUCAGCUUGCUCGGGGCAUGCGUGGACCCCCAACUGGGCUGCCCACCUGCCCUUGAAUCCAGUCUUGUGUUGCUGCUAAAUCAGGUAUGUGUGUCCAUGGCGAAGCAGACUGCAGUUUUGGAGUUGUUAUUUAAGUGUGAGGCAGUACAGCAGGGUCCCACUAACCUGCUGAUCUUCUCCCUGUUGGUGCCAUUUAUCCAUCGAGAUGGCGCUCUGGGACAGCAGGCCCGUGACGCUCUGCUCCUCGUCAUGGCAACCUCUGCCAGCAACCAUGCUGUUGCACGCUACAUCGCUGAGAACUCCUACUUCUGCCCAGUGUUGGCAACAGGGCUCAGUGCACUGUAUUCAUCCUUGCCAAGGAAGAUCGAGGUACGGGGCGAUGACUGGCACGCCUUGCGGAGAGAGGACUGGAUUGGUGUGUCUUCACUGGUGCUGUUUAUGAACAGUCUUGAAUUUUGCAAUGCUGUCGUACAGGUGGCACACCCUAUUGUGCGCUGCCAACUCCUCGACUACCUCCACAACGGCUUCCUGGUUCCAGUUAUGGGCCCCGCUCUGCACAAGUCGUCGGUGGAUGAGAUGAUAGCAAGCACGGCAUAUCUGGACUUAUUUCUUCGCAGUAUCACAGAAACAUCCCUCCUCAAGACCUUCCUGCGCUUCAUUUUGUUGCAUCGCCAUGACAACGACACCAUCCUUGACACACUACUCACGCGUAUCAGCAGCAAUUCAAGGCUGUGCAUGGUUUCUCUCAGUUUGUUCAAGACACUGCUCAGCCUCAACUGUGAAGACCUCAUGCUCCAGCUUGUUCUCAGGUAUUUGUUGCCAUGUACCCAUGUAAUGCUGAGUCAAAGAAGGGCGGUCAGAGAAACUGACCUCUAUGGCAAAUCAGCUGACAAGUUCCUUUCCCUCAUACCAGAAUGCUGCAGAGUCACUGCAGCGCCCUCUAGUGAGCGGGAUGAUGAACCUGCCUUUUGGGGAAAGGUGUUGGGUAGCCCCACUUCAGAAUCACCAGCUCAGCCCAGACCCAGCACUCCUUCCCGCCUUGCUCUCUUCAUUCGACAGCAAAGCUCAGGAGGCCCGGCCAACCCAUCUUCAACUGGCAUGGAGAACACCCCCUCUUCCCCUCGUGGUACUGUUUCUUCCCCUCUCUCCCCUGAUAGCCCCAUCCACCAACUCGCAGAUGCUACGGAAUUGGAAUCCAGCUACCUAGAGUAUUUGCGAGAUGCUCGGAGGGGUAUUGAGCUCUGCUCCUGGGCCUGUCGAGACUGGUCGGCACCCUAUGAUGGAGAAAAUCCUUCUCCGAACUCUGCUCCUCAACCACCUCCCCCUCUUACAUCCAACCCCUCCAUCAGUAUGGUACCAGAGCAUUUCUCCCUUGCUGACCCUGCCCAGCAUAGGGCGGCUUUGGUUGCUGCAACACGUGAUGAAUGGAGCAGCUCUGACCGAGAUAGUGGAGAGUGGGACGUUACCAUCAACAAGAACUGCAUAAGCCUUACGCCCCGCAACAAGAAACGCAGCCUCCUCCCCAGCUCUAUACCCUUACAGUCGUCAUCUUUCCCAUCAGCCUCCACAGAGGUCAUGGGUGACACGGACACGGCAUCCCAACACUCGCAUUCGGCUCCACAUUCAGCACUCCAUAAUGGGACAGGGCAAGUGCAGUUGGCAGACACUGUAGAUGGGGAUGACAGAAUGGCGGUAAAGAAAUUGAAGAGAGACUCUGAUGUAAAUAGCAUAGUGGUGGAGUCGGAGCAGAACGGAUCGCAGGGCAUGAGCACAGUGGUCUCCAGUCUUCCUGAGGAGGGAGGGUGCAGUGAUGUCCAUGUAGGAUCUCAUCUAAAAUCAUCUCAGGUGCAAUUAAACUCUCAUCGGCAAUUGCAAACAACGCUGCCAUCCUCUACCCAGGAGCAUCUGCAAAGUGAGGACCAGAGAUCAUCUCCCGUUCCUUGUUCGAGAGAGUUGGGUGGGCCAGAGUCCGUUGAGCGUCUGAUCGAGGAGAUGCUCGAGCGGGCACCAUCGGAGCCAUUGUCUGGUGAUUCGAUCUGCCAGGGCAUCAGCAUUGAGGCCUUCCACCAGGAGCUGAGGGAGUUGGAGGAACGCGUACGAGAGCGGAGGGUUCUUUCAUGCAGCUCGGAGGAAUCCACUCGAGACUCCCACACUGCUGCUCCUGCUCACAACCUGACAGAUGAAGAUUGUCUUCCAGUGGAGACCGUGCAGCGGUCCGAUGAAACCAAGCCUGACAGCUCUACCCUUGGGGUAUUUAGCCCAGCAAGACCCCUCGGACAACCUCUUGCCCAACCGUACACAGGUCCAUUUAUAAUGAUCCUGUUUAGUAAACUGGAGAGUAUGAUGCAGAACUCCCUGUAUGUGAAUAUUUUGCUAACAAGUGUUGUGUUCCAACUGGCCUGUUACCCUCAGCCUCUUCUUCGUUCUUUCCUCCUUAACACUAACAUGGUGUUUCAGCCCAGUGUAAAAUCACUCAUACAGGUUCUUGGGUCAGUAAAAAAUCGCAUUGAGGCUUUUGCAGCAACACACGAAGACUUCCCUGCCAUGUUGAGAAAGGCUCGACGUUUUCUGGUUGCGAGGGGAAAGUUAGACUGGACGGAUUCACCCAUGGCAGUGCCCAACCUUCGUCGAUCAGACUCAUUAAUUAAAAGCCGCAAACCAUCUCUGGGUGAUCUUAUCCUGAGGCACACCAACAGUCCAACGAGAGCUAGGAAUGCUGCUCAGUUGGCUCUGGCCCACGUGAGAGAUGGAGGGCAGUCUCUGCACAGCGCUCUGUUCCGUGGUGGCACAUCUGGUGGAGCCUUGAGUCUUGAGAAGCAGGCCGAGGCACUGAGGGUGAAAAACGCAGUCUACUGCGCUGUCAUUUUCUCAGAGUUCCUCAAGGAGCUGGCAGCUCUCGCACAGGAACAUGCAGUAGCCCUACCCUUCCCACCGAGUCACAGCACUGAGGAAUAAAAUCAAGCCAAAAGAUCCUCCAUACCUGUUUUAUCCACUGUUCCAGGCACUGAGCUGUAGAUGUAUACUUGUGACUUUCCAAACAAAUAUCGUUUUUUUGUUUUUAAAGGAUUUCUAAUGGACAAAUUCCACUCAAGUUCAUAAGGGUGAAGGCCAUCUCUUGUUAAUACACUCAUGUUCAUAAUGUAAUUUUUAAAAAUUGUACAGGACCAUUUAUCCAUUAAGCUUUAGGAAAUUGUGCAUAUAAAUUGUGUAUAUAGUCUAUAUAGAAUAUCUACUGUAUGUGUAUAAUGAUUUUUUACACUCAGAAAGAUUGCAUCCUUAAAGGUAGAGGAGUUUUGCUGUGUCAUUUCAAAGAAUAGAUAAUAGCUGAAGUAGACUCACAACACACAGUUGUUUUAAACUUUUAUGAGUGUGGAAGUUCAAUUUACAACUUAAGUCUUUUAUAGAAAAUGGAUUUUUCGGAUCACAUCAAAACAAAUAUUUCUCUGGCAUUUUUAAAGGAUGGAUUAACAGACACUGUUUACCAAUUACUCAUUUGGGCAAUAAGUUCUCAUGCAUCUCAUCAGAAUUUACCUCUUUUUUUGAAUACCUCUUAAAAUUCAAUGCAAGUAUAGAUGCCCAUAACAAAUUGCCCAGUAAUGUCUUUCAAUCUGUAAUGCACAUCCCCAAUAGCUACUAUAUAGUGGAGUCAAUAAGACAGAAAGGAACGGUUCAAAGGGAUUCCUACCUAACACAUUUCACCUAGAAUUUUAGUUUUAAAUGUUUUUAGCCGAAAGUUUGCAUUUCUGUUGUCCUAAGCAGCUUAUUUUCUGGUGUGGUAGGGAAUGGUAAUGGUACACUCACCCAGUAUCGCAUAAGUGAUACUCUUUCAUUUUAGGAAAGGCACUGCGUUUAGUUGCCUGCCCACAAAAAUCUCCACUUAUAAUGGAUGUUAAUUCUUUGAUCAGGUGAUCUUCUCCUGGCUUCUGACUGGGUGCUAAUGCCUAAAUGUUUGACUGGUAUGUUCAUUGUUCUGUUGAACUCAAAAGAAGACAUUUGGAAGAAUGUAGCACAUAGCAAAAAGUUCUGGGGCACUUUUGACUACCGUCAUAUUUUUUCCAUCGUAGUAUUCAAUGGUGGGCAACAUUUGUCUUGUUAUAAGCAUUCUUCCAAAUAUCUUUGUGUUCAUCAGAACAAAGAAAUGUAUACAGAUUUGGAACAUCUCGAAGGUGAGUAAAUGAUGACAUAAUGUUCAUUUUUGGGUGAAGUAUCCCUUUAAUUUUUCAAAUGGUAUGGAGUAUGAGAUUAUGAGAAAAGGCAAUGUGUUAAAUUUGUUUAGAUCUUUCUUUUACUGUUGCCAAAACACUUUUGUCACUUUAAUGAAUGGAGGUUAAGUAUAUGCAUGUGCAUUUGUUAGUUCUUUACAGUUUUGUUUUGCCCUUGGUAGACCUUUAGACAGGUCUUCAUCCAUCCAGGAGUUGUUUUAUCACAUACAAGCCAUAUACACAUUACCUCAAUUGCUUUUCAUUGGUUUACAGCAAUAUUCAUGCUGCUUAAGUUGUGUAAAUUCGGUUGAUUCUUAAUUAAGUUUGUUUUAAAGUAAGAUUAAUUUAGUGUUUAGAUGAAAAAGCAGGUAAAAUUUCACAAGAGAGUCCAAUGUUUUUUGGCUGUUAAAUUAUCAAUCCAUCCUUUUUAUUCUCUUCACCCAUCCAUUUCUGUCCUUUAUGUAGGUUUUGCAGGACAUUUGUGUGCUGGUUCUCUGCUUUUGUUAUUUGAUACCCAGGUUUUUUGCAUGUUUGGCAUGUAAAUUCCAUCUUUUAGGAUAACGUCUUGAAAAUACUUAAUUUGGCAUCCCUGUGAGAUGUUAUGAACGCACUCUUUUAUAUUCUGUGUACUUGUGGGAGAGAAAUGAAGGAACAGGAAUGACAAAGAGCAAAAGGUUGAAUGAUUAAACGGUACAUAUUUUUAGUGUUUAGUUUUCUCAACUGUGGUAACUAUUUUCCGUUACAAUUUCUGAAGUAGAAAUUUUUAUACACAUUUUUUUGUGUCUGUCAUAGGAUACAAAUGCACAAAAAUGCCUAUUGUUUUAAAUGAGGUUCAUAAUUACCUGAUGUGGUGCAGGUUUUUCUUUUAUUGCGCAAGUAUUUGAUUUAAAGAAAUCAGAAGUUCAUUGAUUGUGUAUGCUUGUUAUAAAAGUAUUUGCUUGAUGCAUUGGUGUACAUUGAAGAAUUUUGGUUGAUUUCCUGUCAUUUGUUUUAUCUUUCUUCACCUUCUCUGUUUGAAUGGAACUUUGAAAGAUUUCUCCAACUUGUUAUCUAUGCAAACUGGUUUCUGUUUAUUCGGUUAAACUAAGAUGGUUAAAGUCUUGGGAACAAACACAAACUAAAUUUACUAUCUUCAGAGCUACCUUAAUACUUUGCUUGUCCCUUCAACAAUUUUCUGGACUAUGGAAAACUCAUGCAAAAUGAUGAAUGUUAGCAAAAAUAUUUUUAUAUACUUAAAAUGGAAAGCAACAUGGAACUGAAUGAAGAUUUGAAUCAAUGGUUAAAUAUUCAAAUAAAAUCAAACACUAAAGGGAAUGUUUUUAUUCAUUUAUAAACGUUUUACCUGGCAAUA